CCGCCAAGCUGAAGUUCAUUGUGAUCAUCUUGGCCGCCGGCAUGGUGGCCUUCAUCGGCGCCGUUAUCUGCAUCAUCGCGGCCGUCCACACCGGCACGACCAAGGCGGCGCGGCAGCAACCGGCAGCCGACAACCGCUCCGUGUACUCGGCCGGCGCGACGCAGCCCCCGGCUAGCAGAGGCUCGGCGGCGAGGGCUGGCUCUUUGGGAGCUCUCCACGGUUCUGAAGUACCCGAAUCCGAGGCGCCGACGUUCAACGUCGGACUCGGCGGAGUGGACGGGGUCACCGGACUCACCGGGCACGACCCGGCGGUCAGUCGGCUGAUAUGCACGCCGAUCCCGGCUGGAGAGUGCAACCCGAAAAACUUUCAGCAACAAGCGGACGACCCGUCGCUGUACGCCGGCGAGGACUGGGGGUAUCUCCGCACAACUGCCGACGACCUCCGGCAGACCGUCGUGCAGCAAAGGGAGCAAAUACAAACGGACCAGCGGACCAUCAGGGAGCUCACGGGGAAACUAUCCGAGUGCGAGAAGGGGCUGAAGGGUCGCGGUGGCGUCGCCGACAGACGCGGGGGCGCUGUGGGCAUAUGGGGAGGAAGAAGCCCGGCGGAGGGGGCUCAACUGGAACGGGUGAUGGUGCGGGACAGCCCGGCGCUCGCAACUGAGCACAUGCUCACGGUUCGGGCUGUGGAUGAGCUGGAGCGGGCAAUCAGUCAGCUCAAAGACCGCAUAGAGCGGCUGGAGGCGGACAUCAACCUGUUUCCUCACAACCAGACUGACAUCAACACCUCAGCAGUGCUGGAGAAUGGAGGCAAGUCUGUCGGCCCGGAGAGGCCAUUUGAUCCCGGGCACAACUCUGGCACAGACAGGCCCUGGAGGAUGGAGGACUUGGAAGGGGAGCUUGAAAGGAAGGUGGAACUGUUGGAGAAAGAGAGAAAAGCCUUGAGGCUGGAAAGUGAACGACACAGACAGGAAAUGGACCGUGGCAUCAGUGAUCUCCAGCAUCGGCUAUCAGGACUGGAGGAAGCUAAUUCCUUCCCGGAGGGCUUCAGACUGUCGUUCCCGUCCCGUACAAACUACAUGUAUGCCGCGGUGAAACAGUCGAUCCCAAAAUUAUUGGCCUUCACCAUCUGCCUGUGGCUCCGACCGACGGAAGCAGGCAUCGGGACGCCCCUGUCCUACGCGGUUCCCGAGCAACCCAAUGAACUGCUGCUGCUGCAAGGCAUGCACACGCCCAUGGAGAUGCUCAUCAACGACAAGGUGGCACGGUUGCCUCUGAACCUCUCCAGAGGCAGUUGGCAGCACAUCUGCGUGACGUGGAGUCAGAAAGGAGGAGACUGGCAGGCCUACCAAGGGGGGAAGCUUCGGGGAGAAGGUCUUGGACUGGCAGCUGGUCAUGACAUUAGACCAGGAGGCGUGUUGAUACUCGGUCAAGAGCAGGAUUCCCUUGGUGGAGGCUUUGACUCAACUCAAGCUUUGGUCGGGGAGUUAUCUCAGAUGGGUCUUUGGGAUCGAGUCCUGUCGGCUAACCAGGUGGCCAGCUUGGCUCGGUGUGGGAUGGUACCCCAGGGCCGCGUGGUUCCUUGGACGGAGCGUGGAAUGGAGGUUUAUGGCGGCGCCACCAAGUACCCGGGGGAGCCUUGUAGUAAACACAGCCGGAGUGCAAAGUGACAGAUGGAGAAUUUGAGAAAAGGAGGGAGAGCAGGGGAAACGGAAAGUUCCACACUAAAAAAAAAAAAAAGUUGGUCUCCCAUCUGCCCAGUAUGGGUACUACAAAUCUUUCUAAGCUAGUCUAUGUGGCAUGAGUAGACUUUGCAGUUUUGCUGUACGGACACAACAAUGUUAGCGACAACAACAUUGUUCACAUCCUGUAGUGAACACCUACGGUGACAAAAAAUUGGUUUCUCUCCUUUUGCAACGAUUACCGUCACACAUUGCAAUGCUCUAUCUGGGCUGCAACCCCCUGUUGUGCCCGAAAAUCGAAAAUGGAUUGAAUGGAUCACGCGUCCGCAUAUUUUACUCCAUAUUGUGUAUUUCGAUAUUGCUGAUGCAAUGCCAAGUUGCACGCCGUUUGUGUGGUUAGCGCGCAGACCUCAAAGCUAGGAGAUACGGAUUCAAUUCCACCCUCCGUCUCUGUGUGGAGUUUGCAUGUUCUCCCCGGGUUUUCUCCGGGUACUCCGGUUUCCUCCCACACAUUCCAAAAACAUGCUAGGUUAAUUAGCGACUCCAAAUUGUCCAUAGGUAUGAAUGUGAGUGUGAAUGGUUGUUUGUCUAUAUGUGCCCUGUGAUUGGCUGGCCACCAGUCCAGGGUGUACCCCCGCCUCUCGCCCGAAGAAGACUGCUGGGAUAGGCUCCAGCACCCCCCGCAACCCUCGUGAGGAUAAGCGGUAGAAAAUGAAAUAAACUGAAUAUUUUGGUCGUCAUAUUUUGGGUUGUUCCAAUUGAAAAAUGUCCGUAGUUGGUAUGACCAAUAAAAAUAACAUUUAAAAACAUUUUUUUUUUUUUAGACCCAAGUUCAAUUCCACAAUCGGCUAACUGUGUGUGGAGUUUGCAUGUUCUCCCCGUUCAUGCGUGGGCUUUUUCCGUGUUUCCUCCCACAUUCCAAAAACAUGCUAGGUUAAUUAGCGACUCCAAAUUGUCCAUAGGUAUGAAUGUGAGUGUGAAUGGUUGUUUGUCUAUAUGUGCCCUGUGAUUGGCUGGCCACCAGUCCAGGGUGUACCCCCGCCUCUCGCCCGAAGAAGACUGCUGGGAUAGGCUCCAGCACCCCCCGCAACCCUCGUGAGGAUAAGCGGUAGAAAAUGAAAUAAACUGAAUAUUUUGGUCGUCAUAUUUUGGGUUGUUCCAAUUGAAAAAUGUCCGUAGUUGGUAUGACCAAUAAAAAUAACAUUUAAAAACAUUUUUUUUUUUUUAGACCCAAGUUCAAUUCCACAAUCGGCUAACUGUGUGUGGAGUUUGCAUGUUCUCCCCGUUCAUGCGUGGGCUUUUUCCGUGUUUCCUCCCACAUUCCAAAAACAUGCUAGGUUAAUUAGCGACUCCAAAUUGUCCAUAGGUAUGAAUGUGAGUGUGAAUGGUUGUUUGUCUAUAUGUGCCCUGUGAUUGGCUGGCCACCAGUCCAAGGUGUACCCCGCCUCUCGCCAAAAGACAGCUGGGAUAGGCUCCAGCACCCCCUCGUGAGGAUAAGCGGUAGAAAAUGAAAGGAAUGAGGAUUCAAUUUCAAUAAACGGAAUAUUUUCGUUGUCAUAUUCUAACUGAAAAAUGUCAGUAGUUGGUAUGACCAAUUAAAAUAAGGUUUUUUUUUAGACCCGAGUUCAAUCCCGCCCUCGGCCAACUCUGUCUGGAGUUUGCAUGUUCUCCCCGGGUUUUCUCCGGGUACUCCGUUUUUCUCCCACAUUCUAAAAACAUGCUAGGUUAAUUAGCGACUCAAAAUUGUCCAUAGCUAUGAAUGUGAGUGUGAAUGGUUGUUUGUCUAUAUGUGCCCUGUGAUUGGCUGGCCACCAGUCCAGGGUGUACCAGACAGUUGGGAUAGACUCCAGCACCCCCCGUGACCCUCGCGAGGAUAAACAGUCGAAAAUGAAUGAUGCAAUGCCAGAAAACUAUGUUGUACAAAACAGGUUGUCGAAACUACCUGGAAAAAAAAAAAAACUACAGUUUUUUGGGAUUUAAAAACCAGCAAUCUCAAUGUAACACGUGACGUACUGUUCACUAACAACUGAGCCAUUUACCAGCUACCUGUCAUAUGCUACUCGCUGGCUUGAAGUACAUCACGACCAACAAGAGAUACACAUGAAUGUUCCGAGACAUUCAAGCUAGUAUGAAUUCACUGGGGUUAAAGCGAGUUAAUUAACGGCUCCGUCACUCGACACUCAAGGUAAGAUGAUGCAAAAUGUUCCAGGAACGGGUAGGAACAAGGAGAUGAUGAACGGCAGGAAAAAGAAAGGACUAUUCUGAGAACAUUCAGAGCUGCACGUUGUAUUCACACAUGUCUUGUCUUGUGUGAUAUGUUUAUCAUAAACAUCACAAAUAAGGACAUUUUAUUUUAUUUGGUGGAUUCCGGCUCUGUAGAUUGCUUCAAAUGAACUAAUGGUCAUGUUCUGUUUUUUUGUUUUUUUCCACAAAAGUCUGGUUUGUGCUCCCUAGCACAAGUGGGCGUCCACAAGAACCCUGUUAUUCACACCGUGGGUCGUGCUCUUGCGUAUUUACAGUACAUCGCUCAAGUGACACAAUUCAGAGUCUUGCUCCCAAGCGGCCUAGUUGGGAUAUGGGUCAUUGCAGCAUAAAGAUGAGACAUCCUCGGAAAGAACUCAGACCUCUUGCAAAUGUUGCACCAUAAAUGAACUGUUGACAUACUCUGUCAAUACAAGUGGAAAAAAUACAAAUACAUACAAUACAAUACAAUACAAUACAAAAACUCAGUAAUGAAAUAAUAUGCAGUGCCUUCCAGAAGUAUUGCAACACUGAGGUUGAGAUUUUCAUUUCCAGGUAUUUACAUUUGGAUCACAAUUAGAAGAUAGAUUUAGUUUGGUAGGAUAGGAUAGGUUGUGCUUGAGUAGAACUCUCUAGCUUUCAUGUUGUUUUCACCUCUAAAUGCACGUCUUUGGGUGUAUGUGCUGUCUAUGCUACAGCUGUCUGGCUUUCAUGUUGUUUUCACCUCUAAAUGCACAUCUUUGGGUCUAUGUGGUGUCUAUACUACAGCUGUCUGGCUUUCAUGUUGUUUUCACCUCUAAAUGCACGUCUUUGGGUCUAUGUGCUGUCUAGUCUAUACUACAGCUGUCUGGCUUUCAUGUUUUUUUCACCUCUAAAUGCACAUCUUUGGGUCUAUGUUCUGUCUAUGGUACAACUCUCUGGCUUUCAUGUUGUUUUCAUCUCUAAGUGCACGUCUUUGGGUGUAUGUUCUGUCUAUGCUACAACUCUCUGGCUUUCAUGUUGUUUUAACCUCUAAAGGCACAUCUUUGUGUCUAUGUGGCGUCUAUGCUACAGCUGUCUGGCUUUCAUGUUGUUUUCACCUCUAAGUGCACGUCUUUGGGUCUAUGUGCUGUCUAGUCUAUGCUACAGCUGUCUGGAUUUCAUGUUGUUUUCACCUCUAAAUGCACAUCUUUGGGUCUUUGUGCUGUCUAUGCUACAGCUGUCUGGCUUUCAUGUUGUUUUCACCUCUAAAUGCACAUCUUUGUGUCUAUGUGGUGUCUAUGCUACAGCUGUCUGGCUUUCAUGUUGUUUUCACCUCUAAGUGCACGUCUUUGGGUGUAUGUUCUGUCUAUGCUACAACUCUCUGGCUUUCAUGUUGUUUUCACCUCUAAGUGCACGUCUUUGGGUCUAUGUGCUGUCUAGUCUAUGCUACAGCUGUCUGGAUUUCAUGUUGAUUUCACCUCUAAAGGCACAUCUUUGGGUUUAUGCUACAGCUGUCUGGCUUUCAUGUUGUUUUCACCUCUAAACGCACGUCUAUGGGUCUAUUUGCCGUCUCGUCUAUGCUACAGCUCUCUGGCUUUCAUGUUGUUUUCACCUCUAAAGGCACGCCUUUGGGUGUAUGUGCUGUCUACACUACAGCUCUCUGGCUUUCAUGUUUUCACCUCUAAAUUAAAGUAUUUGGGUCUGUGUGUGGGCUAUGCUAAAGCUCUCUGGUUUUAUCGUUGUUUUCACCUCUAAAUGGUGAACCUCUGGAGGGCACUGUAUCAGAUGCGGCGUGAUAAGCUGACAGCAUUCCGUCACUUCUCUUCCUACAUUCCAUAAAUAAGCCUCCGCCUGUUCACAGCAGAUCUUGCUGCGUUGAAAAUCUUUCCAGAAUGAUGUGAAAUAUCAAUCUGGAGUUGUUGUGCAAUGUGACAGCGUUUCUAAAACAGCGCCUGUCAGCAGCAGAUACAAAUAUACUUCUGUAUGACACGUUACAAGUUAAGUGUCAUUUGAAUGGAAAAUGUAUUCUGUCCACGUUUCAGUGUCAGUGUCUCGUCCCUGCAGAAUGUUGAAGUGUUUUGAUAGAAAAAAAAAAACACAAACAUGUAUGCCAAAUCAUCAUGUGCCUAAUGUCUCUAUGGAUGCUUUGCAGUGUGCAAUGUUGAUAAGAAUGUGUAUUCAGCUUACGUAUGUCACAGCUUUUUGGGGACGUUUUGAUAGUAUUGUGGCAUUAAACUGUCCGAGACUGAAGAAUAAGCCUGUUAAGUCAUUUUGGAAUGUGUUUGCAUUGGUAUAUUUUUUAAUGCACUGGUAUCUCGUCUAUUCUCUUAUUAUUACGUACAUAAAUACUGAAUAUAUGUGUCUUAGUCGGUGACAUGUUGAUGUUUUGUGUAAUUUAUUACAAUUAAACUAGUUUUCACAUCGAGAAAGUCUCUUAAAUUUGUGAUAUA
This is a messenger RNA of Doryrhamphus excisus (bluestripe pipefish), 6334 nucleotides long. RefSeq names its product neuronal pentraxin receptor a (gene nptxra). The record is from RefSeq and is a predicted model, not a curated record. Lineage: Eukaryota; Metazoa; Chordata; Actinopteri; Syngnathiformes; Syngnathidae.